AGUUAGGAUUCGAGGUUGCACUUUGAAUGUAGUUUAAGCGGGCACAUCAAGGAAGGAGGGCUAGAAUCAGGUUACCUGCUCUCAUGAGUGCAAGCCAGGCAACCUCUGGGUUCGAUCAUUAAGGUACGUACUACCUAUAACCUAUCCAUUUUAACAGACACAUAGGACUUGGACUCUUGGAACGGCCCCACCUCGAGCUUGUGACUGUCCGCCUCGUGAACAAGGCUGCGCCUCGUCUCGAGAAUUCUCCGGCAGCUCGGUUUUCGACUUCCAUAGCCCUUUCCCACGUUCCACCCUGAGAGCGGCGAAUCCAGUGUUCCCGUUAGCAUGGCGGCACCACCUCCGCAACCGCCGGCACGUACCGGCUUGUCACUCUACGCCGACCUCCUCGAGACCGACAGCUCGGCCUCCAUCUCGCGCGAUCCCGUGCUGUUCAAGGAUGAGAGCAAGGGCGACGCGGCUGCAAAGAAGGCCCUUGAUCCAGCGCUGCGCUUCCAACCCAUCCGCCGCCCCCAAGUCAAGCAACCCAGCAAGCCGAAGCCCAUCUUUCCCAAAGCGCCGCCCACGAUACCAACAGCAGCAGCAGCGGCUGCAACUACAGCAGCGGCCGCACCAGCACAGCCGCGCAGCACCCUCGCCGAUUGGGCCGCCACCGAGGAAGAUGAGUACCUUUACGGUACGGCUGAGAAGCGGCAGCGCGGUGGGCGUAGGAGGAAGAAGAAGAAGGCCGACCAGCCCCGCGAGACUGACUGGGACGAGCUCUAUGACCCGGCGCGGCCGACCAACGUCGAGGAGUACCUGCACAGUGAGGAGCGCAUACGCGAGGUGCAGGACUGGAAGGCCGUGCUUUAUGCCCAUCGGAGGCGGAGGCAAAGGUCCGAGAGUUAUGAGAGCGAGGGACGGAGCGGUGAGGAGGACAGGGCUACGUUCAGGAGCCAAUUCGCACCGCCGGCCUCACUCGCCUUCGCGCCGCCACCAAUGUCUCCCCCGCGCGCGACUGCUCCUGUAUCGAACGAUGCAACUGGAGACGACGCCUAUGCUCGCCGUCUAGCGCUGUCAGGCAUGGCGCCACCAUCUCCUCCACCGCCACCACCACCACCGCCCCCUGAAUUCAAACCACCGCCUCAUCCCCAGCCAUCCACCGACAGCGCGACCAUAUCCCGCGCCCCCGUGCGGUACGAAGCCCCACCACCACCACUACCGCCACCACCACCACUCUCGGACACCACUCCAAUGGACCUCGACGACAAGGAAGAAGACGACUACGACCCCGAAGUCGACUACGCGUCCAUCCUCCUUCCUGCUCCUCCCACCAACCCAUCCGACGCCGCCGACGUUGCCCAACAAGAACGCACCAGCCGCCCAGGCCAGAAGGGCUUCGCCCAACGGCUCAUGGCUAAAUACGGCUGGACCAAAGGCACCGGCCUCGGCGCCUCCGAAUCCGGCAUCACGUCUGCCUUGCGCGUGCAAGUCGAGAAGCGCCGGCGCAAGCCGGACGCCGAGGGCGGCGGAUUCGCCGAGCCCGGCGGGCGGGGGCGAAUCAUUGCGCCCAAGGCCAAACCCCGUGCGGAUGGGGAGGAUGCUGGAAAGGGGAAGAUGUCGGUGGUGGUGGUACUCCAGAACAUGCUGGAUAACAUGCCGGACCUGGAAGCCGAAGUCGAGGCAGGGCUGGGCCAGGAGAUUGGCGAGGAGUGUGGGGAGCGGUACGGGCGGGUAGAGAGGGUGCUGAUCGACGUGGAGGGACGAAGGGUGUUUAUCAAGUUUGUGGAGGGGGUGUCUGCUCUACGGGCCGUCAAUGCACUUGAAGGCAGGAUAUUUAACGGAAACUCGAUUGCGGCGAGAUUUUACGAUGAGGAGAAAUUUGAGGAGGGCAUAUAUGAUGGAUGAGCUGGAAGAUGUCUCUUAUCAUUUCGAGUCCUCAACAAAUAGAAAACCAUGUCGUUGUACUGUACCGAAUGGUUGUUGACGCUCUCCUGUAAUGGCGCAAAGCGGUGCACAAGUCGUGGCACUUGGGUUGUCUCACACUUCCCAGUAACAAGGUUGCCUACCUGGGACACAUGCUGUCAGCAUAUGAAUGCCUAUAUGUUGCGCAGGGCACACACACACACACACA
Chaetomium strumarium is the source of this 2113-nucleotide messenger RNA. RefSeq lists its product as uncharacterized. Gene Ontology annotation, biological process: mRNA cis splicing, via spliceosome. Lineage: Eukaryota; Fungi; Ascomycota; Sordariomycetes; Sordariales; Chaetomiaceae. The record is from RefSeq and is a predicted model, not a curated record. Gene Ontology annotation, cellular component: precatalytic spliceosome. The transcript has 4 exons. The coding region runs from base 328 to 1887 and encodes 519 amino acids. Gene Ontology annotation, molecular function: nucleic acid binding.